Messenger RNA from Papaver somniferum (opium poppy), 1326 nucleotides. RefSeq lists its product as uncharacterized. The transcript is spliced from 7 exons. The record is from RefSeq and is a predicted model, not a curated record. The coding region runs from base 67 to 1185 and encodes 372 amino acids. NCBI's taxonomy places the organism in Eukaryota, Viridiplantae, Streptophyta, Magnoliopsida, Ranunculales, Papaveraceae.
UAUACAUAAUCUUAUGAUUAAUCUUCUCCAUCAGUCGUAUUGCAUUCCUGUAUUUUAUUGAUUAACAUGCCGAAAUUUACCGACUUUAAAUGUUGGAUUCUCAUAUUAAUAAUAUCCGUUAAUGAAGGAUUAAUUGAAGGAAGAAUGAAUAUGAAAGCGGUAAACAAAGCAAUAAUCAAAAUCAUUAAGGUCGGACACGUAGAGACCAUUGAUUGUUAUGAUAUUUACAGACAACCUAGUCUUAACCAUCCUUUGCUUUGUAAUCAUACGAUACAGAUGAGACCAACGUUGAACCCAAAAGGAACAAAAGCAGACAUUUCGGGAACACUUGAACUUACACAAACUUGGCAUAAGUGCGGAUCAUGUCCUGAAGGAACUAUCCCUAUUCGGAGAAAAGGAAAAAAUUAUAAUCCCACAAUUUUGCGCAAACAUCAUUAUGCAAGAUUAUCACCUUUUAAGACUCUUGUUACAUCAAAAUCAAACAACACUAUAGAUAACUAUAAUCUCCAUGAGUACGCUGUAAUUGGGGUGCUCGGUAAUUUUCUUGGAGCGCAAGCAAAAAUAAAUAUUUGGACACCGUUUACUGAAGCACAUGAAAUGAGUAUAUCCCAAAUUUGGGUUUUUUCUGGUGAAGACAAAGAUCUCAAUACUGUUGAAGCUGGAUGGCAUGUGUACAAGGACAUGUAUGGUGACGACCAGACCAGAUUUUUCAUAUACUGGACAAUGGACGGAUACAGAUCGGGUUGCUACAAUCUCCUUUGCGAUGGUUUUGUGCAAACAACGUCAAAUAUCUCCCUUGGUUGCAAUUUCACAGAGGUAUCUACUUUCAAUGGUGACCAAAAAGAUGCCACCUUCAGUAUUCAAAAGGACCAAAGUAGUGGAAACUGGUGGGUAAAAUUACAAGGUAUUUCAGUCGGUUAUUAUCCAAGCGCUUUGUUCAAAGAAUUAUCAAGAACAGCAACAAAAGUAGAAUGGGGAGGAGAAAUCGUUAAUUUAAAAAAUAAAGGACAACAUACUUCGACUCAAAUGGGUAGCAGCCAUUUCCCUUCUGAAGGUGGUUUGAAGACAUCGAGUUAUUUUAAUUGGGUUCAAGUAUUUGAUGAAAAUAACAUGAUCAAGGACCCUGAAAAUGUUAGGAAAAUAGCUACGAAUCCAAACUGUUAUAAUUUGAAAAUUGACAAAUAACAUUAUGGUACAAAUGGUUAUGGUUUUUAUUAUGGAGGUCCCGGUUAAAAUGAUAAAUGCCAAUAAUUAAAUAUAUAUAGCCCUUUUGUCCCAUAAAAAGUGAAGCUUUUCCUUUUUAAAAGUGAAUGUUUUGGUGAUAUA